Molecule: messenger RNA, 2397 nt
Organism: Didymodactylos carnosus
Lineage: Eukaryota; Metazoa; Rotifera; Eurotatoria; Philodinida; Philodinidae
Source: the annotation of a GenBank genome assembly
AAGGAAAUGUCACCGUUUGAUGAGCAUAAAAGCAAAAGCCCAUUGUGUCCAUUUGUGACGAAGAUGACAUGCCUUGAGAAGAAAAAUGGAUUAUCAGUAGGUAGGUAGCGACCAGAGACAGUAUACUUAGACCUUGACCUGUGAAGGUCAAGGUCAAAACUUGUAGGAGAAACUAGACAGUUUAACUGUAAGGUGGCGUAUUGUUAUUCGACCUAAUGAAUAAUUUUGCUUCGGGUUUGGUCCUGACCUAUAAAGUUGAACCUGGACCUGCGGACCUGCACUUAAAAAAAUAGACCUAGACUUGGACCUGGCCUGAACCUGGACCUAUGACCUGAACUUUUGACUUGGACGCUGGGUCCGUUGCAUGAAAAAAUUCUGAUAGUGCGAAUUUACAAUAUCCUGUACUUAAGAACAGUUCUUAGAAUAUAUGAGAAGCACGUGAUAGAUAUUUUGAACAAAAAUGUCUUUAGGUAAUAAGGUCAUUACGGUAUUUCAUAUUGUUCUCAGAAUUUCCAACAGGAGAGAAAAUGUGUAUGAAAUAAUUCAGUUUCACACUGCUAGAUAUAGUCAAUGGCUGAUAUGUUGCUUAUGUGGACAGGUCACAGGUAGAGGUUCAGGUCAAAGUCCAGGUCCCCUUUUCCAAGUUCACGUCCUACAGGUCAAAGUCCGCUUUUGCGAGGUCAGGUCUGGACAUUUGAUCUGGAUCUGACCUGGACCUAACCUGGACCAUCCUGUCUCUGGUAGCGACCAUUUUUUUCAUAUUGAAAUGAUGUAACUUUUCCUUCUUCAGAUCAGUCGGCGUCAACUACCGGAAUCAAACCACCAAAAUUACAAAAAACGGAAACAUCGACAUGUGUGGUAGAUGCUACUACUCAACAGAAUAAUAAUAAAAGAAAGCAACAACAGGAAGAAAAAUGUUCACUAGCUACAAAUUUUGUUGCCGCAAAAUGGUUGUCUGAAUUAGAAAUAACUCGACAAGUGCGCCGUAGAACACUUUCGCAUUGGCCACAUCAAAUACCAUCGAGAAACCAAAUGUAUGAAGCUGGCUUUUUUGGUUGUAAUGUUGGAGAUCGUGUCAUAUGCAUAUACUGCAAUGUGAUAUGCCAGCAGUGGACGUCCCACAAUGAUGAUCCAAUCGAAGUGCAUAAACUAAUAUCACCUAAUUGCCCCUACGUUAAAUCACUAAUCAUGAAAACUAGUCAAUCAAGCAAUGUUCGAAUUGUUAAUGAAAGUGACAGUCGUCGAUCAACACAAACGAUCUCAACUAUCAACACUAGUACUACCACCGACAAUAACUCCAUUUUACGGUGUAAUGAAAUUGUUCUAACCGCGGCCUGUAACAUUACUUACAGUGAAAUCCCAAAAAGAUUUGCUUCGUUUACCACGUGGCCGAAGGAUCCUUUACCAUCCAUCGACGAUUUGGUCAAGUCUGGUUUCUAUUAUACUGGCACGAAAACAGUUGUCACUUGUUUCUACUGCAAUGGGUCCCUACAGAACUGGGGAGAAAAAGAUAAUCCGAUGAUUGAACAUGCGCGCUGGUUCCCACAGUGUGCCUAUGCUCGUCAACUUUGUGGCGAUGACUUAUAUAGAAAGAUUCAAGAAUCAAAACGAGCAACGCAAAAUCGCUCGAGUUCUCAUGAUCAAAGCAGAGGAUUCUCUCUAACAAAUACGAAUAGAAAUACAGACGAGACUAACGAUAGUUCGAGAACAGAGACAAAUACUUCGAAUAACAGACAGCUGCAAAUACCAGAUGAAAGUACACUAUCAAGAUUAGUUUCUGCUCGAUUAGAUUUGCCAGCAUCACAACAUUUAUUGAAUAAGAAUGUGAAAUUAUCAAUCAUAAAACGUUGUUACGAAGAUCAAUUGCGUUUGAAACAUGAUGAUUUUGUGAGUGAUUGUGACUUAAUGAUGGCAUGUACUAUACUUCAAAAACAAAUUGAUCAUAUUGAUGGAAAAAAGGAGAACAUUAUAAUACCUAGUGUAUACAUGAAGAAACUACAUGAACAAGCAGAAAAAGAAAGAAUAGAAAGAGCGAAAACUGAAAAGAUUGGGCAUCUGUCAGGUUCAUCACAAGUAAUUUCUCCCGCAGUGGCUUUACCAGCCGCUUCAUCCGGUUCGGAGAUGGCCUCAUCAACAAAUGAAUCAGGCUCAUUACGUUCUUCUACACUCCCAAUGGAAACAAAUAGUGGUAAUACGAAUGCUGACAAAGAAAAGGAAAAAUCUCAGCAUCUAGCAUCGGCGGGGUCGAAUCUUUGCGUACUUUGUUUGACCGAUGAAAAACGUUUAGCAUGCAUACCAUGUGGCCAUCUAGCUACGUGUGUCCCUUGCGGGCAUUCAUUGAGAACCUGCCCGCUAUGUCGCCGUGAUAUCGAAGCCUUCGUACGAGUAUAUAUUUAA